This is a messenger RNA of Betta splendens (Siamese fighting fish), 6143 nucleotides long. Its product is annotated as adhesion G protein-coupled receptor E1-like. Gene Ontology annotation, molecular function: G protein-coupled receptor activity; calcium ion binding. Gene Ontology annotation, cellular component: membrane. Gene Ontology annotation, biological process: cell surface receptor signaling pathway; adenylate cyclase-activating G protein-coupled receptor signaling pathway. NCBI's taxonomy places the organism in Eukaryota, Metazoa, Chordata, Actinopteri, Anabantiformes, Osphronemidae. Bases 2011 to 4098 code for a protein of 695 amino acids. The transcript is spliced from 17 exons. The record is from RefSeq and is a predicted model, not a curated record.
CCUCCAGUCAUUAGUUUCCUGUCUUUAGUUCAUUAGGUUUAUUUUGGUAUGCCUUAAGUUGGUUAAAGAGUUGUUUGCUCCUACUCUGAUUCUCCUUGGCUCCAAAGACACAUUAUGCCUCAAUCUGCCAUUUUGUGGCAGAUCGUCACUAUUCCUCAGGCGGUCGGCUGCAUUUUGUUUAUUCAUGCGCCGCCAAGAGGAAAGACACAUUUAAAUGUUUGCUGGCAAUCAAAUGAUGGCGUAAUCAAGUUAAAAUGCAUUUCAUACAAUAUGAAGAACAUCAGUCUGUGAUUAUUAACUUAGUGAUGUCGACUAGGUCUGGAGUGGCUCGCUUUGAGACAAAUGGGCUAUCGCAGGCUUGUUGCUGACAGUAGUGAAUGCUUAAAUUCACAUUAGCCUCGCACAGCAGCGCUCUGCAGUGUACAACUGCUGAGUGUUAGUGUUUCAGCGUGGCUUUAAAGGCAGCACUUAUUCACAAGAAGUCGCAGUAAUAUGACCACGAUAAUGUAAUAAAUCACACAAAUGUAGUUAAUUUGUGUAAUUUACUACAUACAUUUCAAAAAAGCUCAACUCCUAAUUGUGAUUUCUUUAAAGGCUCUGCUAUAUAUUAAGAACCACUACUCUACUAACUGUGCUUAGUGUCCUAUUGGUUCAGUAGGAACAUAAAUAUCCUCAUUAUUAACCAUUAAAAUGGCUUAAAUUACCACCCUUCAACCACAGUGCAUCAAAUGGACCUUACAAAGCAUAAACGCCUCCAUGUUAAUCUAUCUAAUGCUUUUAAACCAACUAUAUUUUAUUAUAUUUGUUGUUGUCAUCGUCUCUGUGUGCUCUGGGCAGCGCAACGUCCACCGUCUGUUCAAGGCUGUGUAUUCAGUGGAUGGAGUAAAAUAAGCAGCUGCCGCUUCUGUGUGUCACUACGCACAGCUGGGCAUUUGGCAAACGUCUGUAGUUGGGGUCAAGGCGACUGAGAAGGAUUUUAGUUACACACAGCAGCCACCUGUGGGAGACGCAACAUUUUGUAGUCAUUAAUUGUGCCUGUUAGAUGGAGCAUGAGGAACUUUUUAUUUGCAGGUUAAAGAAAUAAAAAUGUAAACAUUAACACAUUAUAAUCUUUUUUUUUUUAUUUAGGACUGUACCCGGAGAAACUUAAUCACUAGCAGUAUUUCCAUAAUGUCUGUGAGGUAGGCUACAGUUCUGCCCUCCAGUGGAUGUUAACAUUUCAGGUUGAAGUAAUUUGUAUUUCUACUUUGAUAAGAUAACAUUUAUAUGCAAUAGAACUUAACAACUAAGGAGGCAAGACAAUGAAAUUCAUAAACAAAUAUCAUUAAGACUGUUACAGUCCAGUAUAAUUCACGCUGCAAUAGUUAUGUUUCUCCUCUAGGUGAUGCUAUUUUACUAUAAAUACAGUAGCAUCAGUUGCAACUCUCCCUGUUAAGUUCAUUUGCAGGUUUGGUUACUGGAAACUGAGUUUGAGAUCUAGUUCUGUGAUUCUGCGUCAGUCAUCCAACUCGACGUGACACUAACCAUAUCAUGAAGUUCAUCAUGGGACAGUCUUGCACGCACGCACGCACGCACGCACGCACGCACGCACGCACGCACGCACUUACAUGGAAGUGAGGACACAUACACACACACGCACCUCAAAUCUUGCUGCACAAAGCUUUAGUUAGGUAAUAGUAAUAUGUGAAUCAUUAUCAUAUUAUCAUACUAUUUUUUUAUGUUUUCUUCAGCAGGUAACGCACUACUUACAGUAGUUUUACAGUGUGCUGUGAGCAUACAUCAGUAAAUGUACUGUAAUGCUGCAUGCUGUCGCUGUCAUUAGCUGAGGAGAGCUGAGAUCAUAAGGGAUAACGUUUUCAGUGGUUCUCCACCCACUGCUCUACUUUUACUGAACUCUUAAAAUCACAAACUCAGCAAACUCAUCAAAAACGUCACAAGAAGAGUAGAGAAGAGAAACAACCAUAUGACUACGGAGAGUUCCUUGAUGCAAAUGUUGUUUCUCUCUUCACCAUGAUGCUCAUACAGACCCUCCUGAUACUGGCUUUGCACAUCUCUCUCCCUCUCACCAUGGGUUUGUGGUCACGUUUACACUGCAUACUAGGAUUUAUUAGGAUUGGGGACAAAUGCGUUGAGUAUGAUGAAUGUGCUGCUUAUCCUGAUUACUCCUCUCGAUGUGGAGAGAACUCGCGCUGUUUCAACACAUAUGGCAGCUACUACUGCCAAUGUCACGAUGGCUAUAGAUCAUCAACAGGACAUUUGAAUUUUUCAGCUGAUGGACAUACAACAUGUCAAGACAUUGAUGAAUGUCAAACAGACAACAUUUGUGGUCAUGAUGCUGUCUGCAUCAACACAAUGGGCAGUUAUUAUUGUAACUGUAAAACUUGUUUUGGUUUGAAACCUGGUAACUCUACCUACUCUGACAAUGAAAAGCAAGACAUAUGUUUGACUAAUAAAACCAUCUGUGGAAAUGGAACCUGUCACAGUGGUGUUGAUGGUCAUCACUGUGUGUGUCACUCAGGGUUCAGUAACUAUGGCAACAACAGGUCUCGCUGCACCGAGUUAAGCUGUGAUGCCUUCAUAGAUAUGAGCAGUCUAAAAGAGUUCAAACAAAUCUGUCUAGAGCUCACAGAGAAUGAAAGUGUGAAAAAGCUGGAUGGGGAGAACAUGGUGAAGGAACUUUUAUCUGGGACUGACGAGCUUUUAUUGAAUUCAGCGUUCAGUGAUGGCAGCAAAGUCUCCAGCUUUCUGGACAUGAUGGAGAUUGCUUUGAGGCUCAUAGGAGCCUUUACAAAUACCUCACAUAUUAAAAGAUCCUCUAAUAAUACAGAACUGGAGCUACUGGUACGUUCGGGGCCUGACUUACCUCGAGGACCUGUAACUUUAUCAUCUAAGCGAGUCCAGGCAGACCUCCAGCUGGAGACCGCUGCUGGAGAUCCCUCCAAUUACCCUGGCUUCACAACAGUGGCCUUGCUGAGCUACGCAAACCUGAUGGACUCUGCAGAUGGAUAUUUUGCUGGAAUGAAGCCACAGAAGAACCAAAGCUUUAAGAUCAACUCUCAAGUUGUGACUGUUGCCGUCAGCAACCGAGACACAAGCGUCCUUAAAGAUCCAGUCAACCUAACCUUUUACCACCUGAACCAGACCACUGAAAGCCACAAAUGUGCAUUCUGGGAUUCUUCAGAGGAAGGUGGGACGUGGUCGGCUCGAGGCUGCAGUGUAGUGGAGUCCAACCCUGAGUACACUGUGUGUUCCUGCACCCAUCUGAGCAGCUUUGCAGUGCUGAUGGCGCUCUAUGACAUGGAGGACAAGUUUGAGUUGCAGCUGAUAACCUGGGUGGGACUGACCCUCUCACUUUUUUGCCUGUUCCUCUGCAUCCUGACAUUUUCUCUGAUUCGCUCCAUUAAAAGUCCAAGAACCACCAUCCACCUGCAUCUCAGCAUCUGCCUCUUUAUCGCCAUUCGAAUUUUCCAGGCAGGAAUCUCUCACACACAGAACCCAGUCGGCUGUGCUGUAGUAGCAGGGCUGCUGCAUUUCUUCUACCUGGCAGUAUUUUGCUGGAUGUGUCUGGAGGGCAUCCAGCUCUUCAGGAUGGUCGUCCUGGGUUUUAACACCAACUUUAAAACUCUCUACCUGAUGGCAGGUGGCUAUGGAGUCCCAGCUGUAAUUGUUACAAUCUCUGCCUUAGCGAAUGCCAAAGGAUACGGCACUAAGAGACACUGUUGGCUGAGCCUGGAAAUCGUAUGGAAUUUGUUUGGCCCUGCCUGUGUCAUCAUAACAAUAAACAUUUUCUUCAUUCUCAUCACUAUGUGGAAGUUGACACAGAAGUUCUCAGGAUCAAACCCAGAUCUUGAAAGUUUGCAACAAAUAAAGGCAUUUUCCAUUACUGCAGGGGCUCAGCUGGGCGUGCUGGGCACCACGUGGGUCUUUGAAUGUUUCCAGGUGGUGGAAGGCACCACUGCUAUGACUUACCUGUUCACCAUCUUUGGGAGCCUUCAGGGGGUUCUGCUGUUCGUCAUCCACUGUCUGCUUGAUAAGCAGGUGAGGGAGGAGUAUGGGAAAUUAUUGUCUGGAAUGUGUUCACCUUGGAAAUGCAACUAAGUUCAGCUACUGAGCAGCCAUAAGUAUACAUACUCACAAGAGUGACUUUGAGUCGUGGAAACAUUUAUGAAUAUAAUCUGCAUCUGUAUCACUCCUUCGCCAGUAUGAACUCACCAUAGCACCUGUUUGACACUCCUCCAUAUAAAUCUUUAAUUAAAGUCUUUAGACCUUAAAAAAGGUGUCAGGUCUGUGUUGAUAUGAAUGGAGGUCUAAAGCAGAGACUGAGUAUCAACAGUGGCUGUGUCUCAUCCUCCAAUAGAUUUGACUGUAUUUUAGUUUCUGUAAUAUUUACAAUAUUUAAGUUUUCAGCCACAGUUUGAAAACUGAAUGUCAUGGAUUCAAUAAAUCAAAGCAUUUCUUCAUCUGGAACCAAUUCUUUGCAAAAGAUGUCAAUUUUACAUAAACUACAAAGACAACAAAUAGCAACAGGCUCCAAUGACAACCAAUGAGGCACUGAUUCACACUGGUUUGUAUUUUGUGUCCACUGUGUUCUGACUGAUUGGACGUGUUCAUGUACUUGGUUGCAUGUUGUAUUGUUUGAAGGCAAUAUGAGUUUUUGCUACAUAUUUCCAGUGUUUUGACACAGUUAGGGCUUUUUGCAAACAAAGCAUGUCAUUUUGACAUUGGAAUUGUUGUUUUCAUGAAACCUCAACUGUGGCCCAUUCCACCGCUUGAGAGAAGCAGCUUCCCCCACUCUGUGGCCGAGCACAUUCAUUUAUGUACAUGCAUUGAAUACAAGCAGACACGCCCUCCAUUCUGUCAAAGAAACAAGAUUCUGUGCUUUUAUGUCUGUUUUUUUUCACAGUGUAACAUACAAUGCAACAUACAAUAAUUUUACAGACAAAGUCAGAACUCCAAUGUGGCCCAUUCCACCGCUUGAGAGAAGCAGCUUUACUCGCUCUGUGUCUGAGCAGAUUCAUUUACAUGGAGACAUGGCUGGAAAACAUACAGGUACGAAACACAUAGCCACUUUUCUAGAAGUGGCUACAGUAUGUGGAGGAAUGGGCCACACUUGAGUACUGACUUUAUCUGUAAAAUUAUUGUAUGUUUCACUGUGGAAAAAAGUGACAUAAAAGUAAAAAAUCCCUGGUUUAUCAUAUUGACAAGGAGCACAAAAUCAAUUGCUUUGGCAACAACCUCCCACACCUGGCCCUGCAUAAGAGGCAAGGCGGGGGAUCGAACUGCAAACCUUUGCUUCCUGAGACCAUCACUCUAUCAACAGUAAGAUUGUACAGUACAGUAAGAAAUGUUACUACUGUUUGUUUUUAUGUCUUUUAUGUUUUAUGAGAGGUGGUUUGGAUGGCCGAGGAAAUUUAUCAAUCUUCUAUGCAAAUAUUUUUUCAUGUCAUAUUGUACUGAUCUGAUUCUGACCUGAGUUUAAAAACUAAUUUCUAGAAAGUGUACAGUACAUACAGUAGAUCUAUAUCUGUGAUAUUACAACAUCAGAGAGCUCUAUGUGGGAGGUCUCACAAGGUUUCUGCUAAAGAGCACAGCACGUUUGUUUUUCAGCAGAAUAAAGUCUUAGCUCAUUUGGUUUGAUUUUUCAAACAUACAUAUAAAAUAACUAGUGACUUCAGCAGUCUACCUUCAUCGAAAAUGAAAAAAAUGAUUUUUUUUAAGAUCGCUUUGACCUGUUUUAGGAAACUAGGAUCCACUCAUUUUACACACGUCUAGCAAACAUGUAAAACCAUUCUCAGGGGAUUGACACAUGUUCCCCGCCCUUCUGCCAAACAGUUAACACUGAUGUCAUUCAAACAGUCCAAACGCCAUUGUUUUAGCUUUGAUGACCAAACAAAAACAGCUAUUUUUAACUAUUUCAAACUAACAAGACCAGUAUAUACUCCUUCAUCUUCAAUAUUCAAUCAGUCUUUAGGCCUAAUAAAAAGGUGCCAGGUCUGUGUUGUUGUUUACCAACAACAGUGUCUUAUACUCCAGUAUAUUUGACCGUAUUUAAGUUUACAGUACAUGUAUUUUCUGUAAUGUUUACAGUUUUUCAGUUUUCAGUCACAGUUUGAAAAAAAUGAAUGCCAUGGAUUCAAUAAAAA